AUGCUUCGUUCUAAAAUUUUGAGUCGCUUGAGAAUAAAGACAUUCCAUACUUCCAUUCUACAUCGACAACAACAUACCAACCCAAGCUCUCAUAAUGCAUGGUCAGCCAUAUUUGAAGACAAUGAUCCUAUUCCAGAUCACUCAAAGUACCGCCGAAUCACAUCCACGGAUGCAGCGAAAUACGAACACUUCCCAAGAAAUACCAAAAUGCUCGUGAGGGAUUUUGUCGAUAAUUCUUUAUAUAACCCAUACUAUGGAUACUUUUCGAAGCAAGCACAAAUUAUUUCCACUGAUAUGGAAUUUGACUUUAAUUCGAUGAGAAAUAACAAUGAGUUUUUGAAAAUACUGGCAAAGAAAUACGAUGAAAUAGAAGAACAGUUGGAAGAAAAUCAUGUGACAGCGAGACAAUUGUGGCAUACGCCUGUUGAGAUCUUCAAGCCAUGGUAUGGUUAUGCAAUGGCACAGUAUAUGGUCACUGAGUAUCUUCUUAAUAGCUAUCCUCACCAAGAUCUUAUUAUAUACGAAUUGGGUGCUGGUAACGGAUCUCUGAUGCUCAAUAUACUCGACUACAUACGAAAGUUUCAGCCGUCAGUAUAUGAGCGAACCAAAUACAAAAUUAUUGAAAUUAGCGCUAAAUUAGCAGAGAAGCAGGCAAACCGACAGCGCGUUCGAGCAGCGAGAGACACACAUAACUGUGUAGAGAUCGUGAACGAGAAUAUUUUUGACUGGAAAAAAUACGUGUCAGAGCCUUGUUUCUUCUUGGCAUUUGAAGUGGUGGAUAAUUUUGCCCACGAUCUUAUCCGUUACGAUAAUGAAACCGAAGAUGCUUGGCAGGGUUUAGUAAUAACUGAUUCCGAUGGCAAUUUCCACGAAAUUUACGAACCCAUUAACGAUCCAUUAAUCGCGCGUUAUCUCUCACUACGCCAACAGACGCCUUAUCGUACCCCAAUCCUACACAAAAGACGUUUUCUACGCAAACUUCGAAGCCACUUACCUUUCGCAUCCAAUAUGACGAUGCCUGAAUUCAUUCCAACUAAACUUUUAUUGUUUCUCGAAAUACUAAAAAAUUACUUUCCUUAUCAUCGUUUGUUACUCUCAGACUUUUAUACGUUACCAGAUACAAUAGAGGGCAUAGACGCACCAGUAGUACAGACACGCUUUGAGCGAACCACAGUGCCAUGUUCCACGUACAUGUUGAUGCCAGGAUAUUUUGAUAUCUUUUAUCCCACUAAUUUUGAACUGUUAAAAGACAUUUAUCAAAUAGUAUGUCGAGCAAAUCAGGCGACUGAGGACGAAAAGCAUAUCAGAAUUCUGACGCACAAAGAAUUCCUGGAACGUUAUGCGGAUGUGACGAGAACAACCACAAGAAGUAGAGAAAAUCCCAUGUUAAUGUUUUAUGAGAAUGUAAAGUUUUUUCUGAGUUAA
Paraglomus occultum is the source of this 1425-nucleotide messenger RNA. Lineage: Eukaryota; Fungi; Glomeromycota; Glomeromycetes; Paraglomerales; Paraglomeraceae. The record is from the annotation of a GenBank genome assembly.